AUGGUUUCGGAGUCUGGAAUAAACGCCCAGACGGACGGCAGAAGUCGCGUUUGUACUGUGUGCGGUUGCAUAAACCCAGUACACUUCUCCUUUUGUCUCACGUGCGAGGCUAGUCUCCCUUCCUUGCGAAAUAGCUACAUUACACAAUCUCUGUUGAGUGGACAACAAAAGCAGCAAACACCUCCUCAGUGGACCCCAACUACUUUAUCUGCAUUACAUGAGACUGGACAUACAACUUAUGUAUCGGCUCCUUCGACAAAGACAUUGUCACUGCCAAAGCCACAAAAUGCAUUCGAAAAUUGGGCGGCCCUGCAGCCACCAGCCAUACCUUACACGCCGGCCGAUGCUCCGUGGAGGUUAAACAGAGCUGAUCCACUUAGCAAUGAAGUGUGCAACAUGGCGCCGCCAUAUAUACAAAAGGCCAACUCUGGUACUCAAACAGUGGGCAUCUACUUUCCAAGCUCGACUGCAGUUCGCCAUAUGAUCAAGAAUACUAGUAACGGUAGUUUGAAUCAUGCAAGUCCAGAUGACAAUAAGCGUCCUAUUCUGGCAACUGCCAUCAGUCCCGGUCAAGGGUACGUUUCAUAUCUGGCUGGUUCAGUGAUUUCACUCGAUCACUGCCACCAUAUCCGUGCCACUCAAGGCAUUAUGUUCUACACUCUGCCACAAGCCUCUAAUAACAGGUAUACCCCAGCCUCACUGAGCAGGCCUCCAAAGUCUGGAUUCUUAGGUAGCAUGCAAAACUAA
This is a messenger RNA of Protopolystoma xenopodis, 747 nucleotides long. NCBI's taxonomy places the organism in Eukaryota, Metazoa, Platyhelminthes, Monogenea, Polystomatidea, Polystomatidae. The record is from the annotation of a GenBank genome assembly.